Messenger RNA from Micropterus salmoides (largemouth bass), 1400 nucleotides. RefSeq names its product immunoglobulin kappa light chain-like. The coding region runs from base 95 to 1135 and encodes 346 amino acids. The record is from RefSeq and is a predicted model, not a curated record. Gene Ontology annotation, biological process: response to bacterium. The transcript is spliced from 6 exons. NCBI's taxonomy places the organism in Eukaryota, Metazoa, Chordata, Actinopteri, Centrarchiformes, Centrarchidae.
CAGAUACCUGACACGCUGUCGCAACAGUUGGUCCUGCAUGGUGAAUCUGUUAAGACUGCUGUCACUUGAGCAAGUCAGACCUGCUGUGUAGAGGAUGGGGAUAGAAGCAGAGAAGGUGAUGGUGUGUCUUCUGAUUAUUUCCCUGCUCUGGUCUGUGUGUGAAGUACGGUCAAGUGACAUCUAUCAGGCUGCUCUUUUCCAAGCAGUGGAGCUAGGACGCUCAGUUACUAUUACAUGUCACAUCAAUACUGCUGGAAGAAUUAGGGUAUGGUACAAACUAAACACAGGGGGGAGACUACAGCUGGUGGCUUCAACAGAUACUUUAUAUAAUCUGACAACAUUUAAUGAGCAAUCAAAUCAUCAUUCAGUGACAUCCCACAGCAUUAGCAGCCACCUGACCAUAUCUACAACAAUGUGGAGAGACACUGGCACAUACUACUGUGGAGUGAUGAACUUAAACUACAUUCAGUUUGGACAAGGAACAUAUUUGAUGAUAAAAGGUGCAAAGAUGAUCAGCGACUCUGUCGUCCAGCAGCCUCAGUCUCAGUCAGUCCAGCCAGGAGACUCUGUGACUCUCAGCUGUUCUGUUCUCACUGGCCACUGUGCAGCAGAACACGUUAGUGUCAUGUGGCUGAAAACCUCAGAUCAUUCUGCUCCAGAAAUGAUUUACUCCUCUGGAAAUAAGAACGACAUCUGCCAGAGGACUGAGAGCGGAGAAACUACCUGUGUGUCCAACCUUCUCAUGAGGAACCUCAGCUCUGAUGAUGCUGGAGCCUACUGCUGUGUUGUGACUUUGUGUGGACAGAUACUGUUUGGAAAUGGGACCAGGAUUAAUAUUCACAACGUUGCCUUCACCAAAUCAGUUGAUCUGAGUCCAACUGUUAUUGCGCUGAUACUGUCAAACACUGUUGUUGGGAUGGUGACACUUCUGCUUGUAUGGACACUUUGUAAGAACCACAGGAAAGAUCCCACAACAGCGAGUGAUAGAUCUACUGAAGACAGCCAGAACGCAGUUGUCUAUGCAGCAGUGUGUUCAGAACCCAGACGCUCCUCCUGCAGACCAGCUUCACCAAAAUACAGUCAAGACACAGUAGUUUAUUCAGAUGUCAGGUCAACAAAACUGACAGACACAUAAAUAAAGAUACCUGGAUAUAUACAGCAAGCACCUGCACGGACAACCUAUGAGUGACCAGCAAUCACUUUGCUUUUAUUGGUAUUCGCUUCCAAUUUUACAACUGGAAAAAUAUAAUGGCUUUUGGCACCGUGGUCUGAUGUUAUGUUUUCAAGAAGUGUUGAAUAAAAAUGAGGUUGGAAAGAGAUUAUUUAGUAUUUUUGAGCUUUAAAAUGCUUUUUUAAAUAAAUAAUUCAAAUGCAUGAAUAAAGCCAAUAACUGGAAUCCU